AUGUUCCGACUUGUACAACGGUGCUGCUUCCAGACACCUUUCAGACUCCAGAAGUUAACUGGUUCCAGACUGCUGCACUUCGGGAAGAAUAAGACAAGUUGCUCUUUUCCUCUCAUCUUCCAUCUGCACAGAGAUGUUUCUCUUCUUUCAAGAUCUCCAAGCUUCAACCAAACAUCGAUAUAUGCAGCCAAGCUCCAGGCAUUUCACACUUCGAUCCCCCUCUUAAAGAAAAAAAAACCCAAAGAGCCCGAGAACAAAGAGCUGGAUCCCCAGAAGUACCGCCUGGCGUCGAUAAAGGAUUCUCCAAAGCCAGCCCUUUACUUGAGCCUUGCAGGACUGUUUCCAUUUGUUUCUGUGCCGCUGGCAAUGGCUGUCCAAGGGACCUACUACCCCGAGCUGGCAUUUGCUCAGAUUACAUACGGUGCUAUGGUUGUCUCCUUCCUAGGAGGAAUCAAGUGGGGAUUUGCUAUCCCGGAGAACAGUCCAGCCAAGCCCGACUGGCGGAACCUGGGUAACAGUGUCGUGCCUCCUUUAUUUGCUUGGCAGGUCUUCCUUUAUGAAAACCUCACCUGCGGUGCCCUGCUGCUUGUAAUGGGUUUAGGGAUAGCACUGCAUUAUGAUCUGGGCCUUCUUCCUACUUACCCUGCUUGGUUUAAGGCACUCAGGAUAGUGACAACUCUGGUGGCAGUAGUGUCACUACUAACCACUGCGACACUGAAGAUGCUUGCUUCAGAGAACCUGCUCAAAACCAGCACAGUGGGAUGGAAGAAUACAAAAUAA
Tinamus guttatus (white-throated tinamou) is the source of this 780-nucleotide messenger RNA. Lineage: Eukaryota; Metazoa; Chordata; Aves; Tinamiformes; Tinamidae. The record is from RefSeq and is a predicted model, not a curated record.